GUCAUCAUGCUAGUUGAUAGGGCGGACGGGAAUAAGAAAAAACAUACGGUAUUCUGUUAUGGUACACUAAUGGUACCUCAGAUACUGAAAAGUGUGCUAGAUAAUGAGCCGAUAACGGCGUUUAACGUAUCGAACGCCACUUUGAAAGGCUAUACUCGGCACCACGUAAUCGGGGAGGACUAUCCUGCGAUAACUAAAGAUGGAGAGACAGUAUUGCAGAAGAAAUUGACGGAUGAAGAAUCAACUGUACACGGAGCACUGAUUGAAGGACUUGCAGAUUAUCAUAUGGACUUAUUAGAUCAAUUCGAAGGUGACGAAUAUGAGAGAAUAUCUACAAAAGCAUUCAGAACAACAGAAAAUGAAAUUUGCACAGAACAGUGGAAACCCUCUGGUAAAACAACACCCCAUAACUUUGAUGAGGUUGAUUGUGAGGUGUAUGUCUGGAGAGACAGCAGUGAUAGAUUAGAAAGCAAGCUAUGGACGUUUGAUGCAUUCAUAAAGGAAAAACUAUACCGCUGGGUAAAAAUAGAUGAUAAUAAUAUGUCUGAUGAAUUAUCGGAACUAGUAUCUAACUUUAUGUUCAUAAGAAAUGAUAGGAGGAAAGAUAUCAGCUGUUGUAGCUCACGUUCGCAGACUCCUACACCAAAGAAAAUAGGUUUUGGUAGAGAAAGAAGGCAAGAUUUCUCACUCAAUGAAAAUUAUAUUAAUCUCAAUCAUGGAUCAUUUGGAACUGUUCCUAAACCCGUAAUGCAAUCGUAUAGAAUGCUUCAGGAUAGAGUGGAGUCUAACCCAGAUCUCUGGUAUGUUGAAGCAGAGUAUGAAACACCUCUCAAUGAAGCCCGCCGAAGAUUGUCCAAGUUAGUCAACUGUGAUGACAGAGACUUAGUUUUCAUACAAAAUGCUACACAUGGUGUUAGCGAGAUAUUGAACAGUAUCAAGUUUAAUCCAGAAGAUGAGAUCUUUGUUUUUAGUACUACUUAUCCAAGCUGCUUCAAUGCUUGUCGUUCUGUAUUAGACAAAAAUAUUGGUCUACGUAUGACUAUCAUACCACUUACAUUCCCAAGCACACAUGAGGAUAUCAUCGCAGAUUUCGAGACAGCAUUAAUGGGAUCAACAAGUCCUAAAUUAGCGCUGAUUGACGCGAUAGCAUCAAAACCAGGAUGUAGAAUGCCUUGGCAACGUCUGGUGGAGGUGUGCAGGAAAAACUAUGUUCUCAGCUUAGUGGAUGCUGCUCAAGAAAUAGGUCAGCAGACAGUUGAUUUGGCAGAUGCAAAACCAGACUUCUGGGUAUCAAACUGUCACAAGUGGCUUUUUGCCCAGCGUGGAUGCGCUGUUAUGUACGCCGAUAAAGAUGUACAAAAUAUCUUCACUUCAAGCAUGCCGGUCGGACCAUACUAUAAUGGUACUGAGGCUAUCGAAAGCGGCCGCGAACAUCCGUUUGCCAAGUUGCAUUCUUGGAGUGGUACCACCGACCUAUGUCCAUAUUUAUCUGUCAUUCCUGCAUUGGACUAUCGUGAAUCUAUGGGAGGUGAAGCACACAUCAACCAAUAUUGUCACACACUUGCCUUACAAGCUGGUAAAGGUCUUGCAAAGCUAUGGGGUACUUCGAUGCUUGACAAUGGCUUAUACGAGCUCACUGCGAAUAUGGUAAACGUAGAAUUACCACUGGAUUUAACAAGGUUACCUUCUGAUACCAAUAUUACCGACCUCGCAAAGUCUAUUCAACGUCAGCUUAUGCAUUCACCUGAUAAACAAUUUUCAGUUUCAGUCUAUCAUCAUUCAUCUUCUCUCUGGGUGAGAGUAUCAGCGCAAAUCUACGUGAGUUAUGAAGAUAUCGUAUUAGAUUUUGGAUAUAGAGUUUUGGAAGUAUGUAAAGCUUUUUGAUUUAGGGGCCUCCAUAUAUACCAUUGGAUGAAUCGUGCAGGGAUUGAAAUAUCUUGUAAAGUAAAUAUAUACAUAUAUAUAUAUAUAUCUGGAUAUUAGAUACCUUUGGAUACUUUUCAGAUGCUUGUUUUGAGUGACAACACUUAUCUCCGCCACAGGCACUUAAGGUUCAUCUGGGGAUGUUACACUAUAAAUUUCAAUAGGACAAAACUCUAAUUUAUUGCUGGACAACCCCGCGUUCCCCUCACUCGGACCCCACUAUGGAUUCUUACCGUGUAUCUCGCGAACGCCGUUGGAGGUGAACAUAUUUAAGAAAUCAUCUGGUUUUCAAGGGUUUAUCAUAACAAUUAUGGUCUUCUACACUCCAAAGCGUAUUAUUCCAACUACUUUUAAAGCUAUUAGCACGAGAUCAAGAUGCCUAGCUACCAAAGUGGCUCCCAAGGAGAAGGUAAUUGAGUGGCUACAAGACAAUACUGUACUUACUGAUAAGUAGGAUGAAGGCUCUAUAGCUGAUGUCUUCGCCUCGUUAUCUGGUGACAAAGCAGUAGAACUUCCACAGCGUUUUUCUGAUUUGAAGAAAGAAAUCUGGAAAGAUAGCAUUAUAGAAACCUGGAGGGAUGUCCUCGCUAAACUUAAACCAGAAGUUGAAGAGGUAGCUGCUAUUGGUUCUGAGGCGAUUCCGCGUUUGCCUUAUCAUCAAAUCAAGAACGGCACAGAAAAAGAUAUCGUCGAGCGUAUCAAAAAAGUUGGUUCUGUCGUAGUAGAAGGUGGUGUCACCAAGACAGAAGCACUAAAAUGGAAACAAUCUAUACGUGACUAUGCGUCUGCUAACAAGGAUAAAGUUAAAGGUUUUCCGGCAGAUGAUGUACAAGUUUUUGAAUUCUAUCAUACUGUCGCACAAACCCAAGCGAGAUGUCACCCUGCAUUGAGAGACACUCAGCAAUUUUUACUUGAUCUUCUUCACGUUAGCGACCCUCAGUCAGAGAUAAGUCUUGGUAGCCUUAUUUCUUACUAUGAUAGACUACGUAUACGUAAGCCUGGAGAUGCGCAAUUUGCACUUGGGCCUCACAUUGAUGGUGGAUCCCUAGAGCGUUGGGAAGACCCAGGAUAUAGAAGCUGUUGGGAGCACAUUUUGAAUGGUAACUGGAAAGAACAUAACCCAUUCGAUGUAUCUCCACGUCUUAAUGCGCAAUUUGAUUUGUAUGGUGCUGCAGGUGGAUGCUCUGUCUUUAGACCAUUCCAAGGCUGGACCAGUAUGAGUGAAGUGGGACCUCAUGAAGGUACUUUGAGAGUACUCCCAAUUGACCUCAAGCUUGCAACAGCUUAUAUAAUUCUGAGACCCUUCUUCUCACCUGUCAGAGGUCCUGAACACCUUGACUUCAAUGAUUGGAAGCUCAAUCUUGAUAGUACAGACUUUCCAGGAAGCUCGCAAGGUAGAACACAGGAGUUAAAUAUACAUACUCACCCUCAUUUACAACUUGACAAAACCAUGGUAUCUGCUCCACGUCUUUCACCAGGUGAUCAAGUCUAUUGGCACAGCGACGUUGUACAUGCUGUCGAAUCAGAGCAUCAAGGUAAAGGUGACUCAAGUGUACUCUACAUACCAGCGAUCCCUCUGACAGUCAACAACGCUCAUUACCUUAGGGAUCAAGUUAGUCGAUUCAAACAGGGUUUACCACCUUCCGAUUUCCCAGGUGGAGAAGGAGAGUCACAAUUCAUUGGUAGACAAAAAGCAGAAGACAUAGAGGCAGGUCCAUCACGUCAACUCCUCGGUUUGGAGGCCUUCCCAUACCCUCCAAAAGCUACUCCAGGUGCUAAGCGUACAAUAGACAAGUCAAAUGAAAUCUUAUUCAGCUAGAAAGCAACACUUGUAUCAG
Molecule: messenger RNA, 3761 nt
Organism: Wallemia mellicola CBS 633.66
Lineage: Eukaryota; Fungi; Basidiomycota; Wallemiomycetes; Wallemiales; Wallemiaceae
Product: PLP-dependent transferase
Exons: 9
Coding region: 7-1884 (625 amino acids)
Source: RefSeq, a predicted model, not a curated record